This is a messenger RNA of Balaenoptera ricei (Rice's whale), 4407 nucleotides long. It is a transcript of the gene TYW2, whose product is annotated as tRNA methyltransferase 12 homolog. Lineage: Eukaryota; Metazoa; Chordata; Mammalia; Artiodactyla; Balaenopteridae. Gene Ontology annotation, molecular function: tRNA methyltransferase activity. The record is from RefSeq and is a predicted model, not a curated record. The transcript has 2 exons. Gene Ontology annotation, biological process: tRNA methylation. Gene Ontology annotation, cellular component: cytoplasm. Bases 46 to 1380 code for a protein of 444 amino acids.
ACGGAAGUAAGCGGACUCGGAGUCGCGCGGAGGGAUUCCCAGGGAAUGCGGCACAGCAACAUGGACAGGGCAGGCGGGAAGUCCGCGGCUGUUGUCGCAGUUGUGACUGAACCUCGGUUUACUCAGCGAUACAGGGAAUAUCUCGAGAAGCAGAAACUCCUGGAGAGACAGCACCGUGUGGAAAAGAUGCCGGAUGGCACCGUGGCGCUGCCGGUGCUGGGAGAGAGCCUCCAUGAGCAGCACCUGCGGGAGCUGAGGAAUCGUGUGGCUCCAGGCAGCACCUGUGUGCUAACGCAGCUCCUGAAUCCUGUUCUUUCAAAGAAGGCCCAGGCUUGUUCACCUGCCCAAAGGCUGUGUCUUGAGGUGAGACGCUGGGUAGAGGGCCGCGGAGUGACGUGGUCAGGUAAGCUGGAGGCUGAUCUGCCCCGAUCUUGGCAACGACAUGGUGACCUCUUGUUGCUGAGUGAGGACUGUUUCCAAGCCAAGCAAUGGAGAAAUCUGGAACCAGAACUCUGGGAGACGGUUGCCUCGGCCCUUGACGUCCAGCGUUUGGCCAAACGAGGGCGGGUGUCACCGGAUGGCACUCGAACUCCAGCAGUGAGUCUGCUGCUGGGCGACCAUGGCUGGGUAGAGCAUGUGGAUAAUGGGAUCCGAUAUAAGUUUGACGUGACCCAGUGCAUGUUCUCCUUCGGAAACAUCACCGAGAAGCUUCGUGUGGCAUCGCUGCCCUGUGCUGGAGAAGUGCUGGUGGAUCUCUAUGCAGGGAUUGGUUAUUUUACCUUGCCUUUCCUAGUUCAUGCUGGUGCUGCCUUCGUCCAUGCCUGCGAGUGGAACCCGCAUGCUGUAGUUGCUCUGAGAAAUAACCUUGAGCUCAAUGGAGUAGCUGAUCGAUGCCAGAUACACUUUGGGGAUAACAGAAAACUGAAGCUCUCAAGCAUUGCGGACAGGGUGAACCUGGGGCUGAUUCCCAGCUCUGAAGAAGGCUGGCCCAUUGCCUGCCAAACGCUAAGACAGGAUGCUGGAGGCAUUUUGCAUAUUCACCAAAAUGUGGAAUCUUUCCCAGGGAAGACUCUCCAGCCUCCUGGAAGCAGUGAAAUGGAAAAGGAGUAUUGGUCUUCUCCUCAGCAAAUGAUCACCAACCAGUUGAAAAAUGGAGCUGCCAGAGAUUCUAGGAGAAAAAUGCUGUCAGCCACCACCAAGCCAGAGUGGCAAAGGUGGGCGGAAGCUGCAGAAAGUCGAAUUGCCACUCUUCUUCAACAGGUGCACGGGAAACCGUGGAAGACACAAAUCCUGCACAUCCAACCAGUGAAAUCCUAUGCUCCCCACGUGGAUCACGUAGUCCUGGAUCUGGAAUGCCGCCCCUGUCCUCUAGUUGGCUAGAGAAGGUGGAUCCUGAGACAGGAGGAUCUACGUGUGAGUGGCCCUUAAAGCAUCAACUCAGGCUGGGGCCUCACCCCUCUUGUCUCCUGAAUGAGCUACGUAUCUGGGAGAAGUAGCGUGGCUCAUUGAAAUGAGGCCUGGCUGUGCAGUUGGUGAGUUCUGAAUUGUGACCUCAGUUCUAGCUAAUCUGGGGUACAUGGUUCCAGUAUUCCUUUGGCCUUGAAUUUUCUCAUUUGCAAAAUGAGGGAUUCUUGGCAAGGUCUCACAUGGCUGUCACCUAAUAAACAGUUAUGCACAGGGCAUUGGUUAUUUUAGAGUGAAGGACACAGUGCUGUUUCCAAAAUCACUGCAGCUACAGUAUGGAAACUCACCUGGAGUGGGGCCAGGAUGGAAGCAGGGAGACGGGAGAGGAGGCUUCUGUGGUGGUUCAGGCAUGAGAUGAUGGUGGCUUGGACUAGGGUGGUGGCAGUGAGAGGUGAAUGGAUUUGAGAAAUAAAAUCGAUGGGUCUAAGCAGUGGGGUCCAAAGCAAGGCAUUCAAGUGGUGCUGCUUGGUUAUUAUGACUGACUAAAUUAGGGAUGGAAGAGGACAAAAAUUCCUCUAGUGUAUUACCUCCAUUCGUCUACUUUAGCAUUCCUAAAUGAGUAGGUGCGGGGAGGGUGUGUCUUAGGUUUAUCAUAGUAGAGAAAGUGUUAAGAAUGACUGCUUUAAAUGACAGGGCAGGGAAACUAGAUUUCCAGCCUUAGCUUGUGCAGUAGCUGCCAAUUGCUAGCUAAUUUUUAAAGUUUGAAUUAAAAUCUUAGAUUUUUACAGGCCUCAGACUGCCUUUCCAUCUUCCUUCCCUGGCGGAGAACAUCAGGGCCAACAUAAGGAGCUCUAAGGAAUGUGAGAUGCUGUGCAGUUUUCCAAGCCUCCCCUUAUUUUAUGGCUGUCUGCCAGCGCCAUUGUUUACUGUUGGAAUGACUAAGUGUAAGGAAUCACUGUUUACCUUUAGGAUGACUAAUUGUCGAGAAUCAAUUUUCAGAGCUUUGUUUUGGUGCACUUUGAAGUCAUCUGGGCUUGUUGAAGGAAACAGAAGUGUGGCUUGGUAGUUCCCUGGUGGCCUAGUGGUUAGGAUUCUAGGCUUUCACUGCUGUGGCCUGGGUUCAGUCCCUGGUAGGGGAACUGAGAUCCCGCAAGCUGUGUGGCAAGGCCAAAAAAAAGAAAAAGGAUAAGUGUGGCUUUAUCAUGAUUAUGAUUGUACCUGGCAUUUGUCUGGCUGCGGUUGGGCUGGGCUGCUUGUUCUUCUCUUGCAGCAGUGCCAGUAAGGACAGGAUUGGUGCUGCUUGUGUUGUUCUGAAAAUAUUAAAUGCCUACUAUCAACAUGAGCCACAGGAAAUAUGAAGAGGCAUUAGAUACUGUCUCUGAGGAGCUCCCAAGCUAGCAACAGACGUAACACAAAUGCUGAAAGAGUCAGAACGCAGUAAGUGCCGUAUGAGUGAUAGCUCGUUGCAGAAGUGUAAAGGUGGGGAAGGAAAAAAAAGCUCUGAGAAUUGAAUGAGGAGGUCUUCAGAGAGGUAGUGUUUGAAUUGGCUCUUAAAAACUGGGUGAGAUUUUGUUAAGUGGAGUCAGGUGCUGGUUGAAGAGACUGACAGGUGCCAGAGUUUGGAAGCUCAGAGUGUUUGGAGCAUUGCCAUUAGAUCAGUUUGGAACAGAAGAAGCAGUGAGAGAUGUGCUGAAGAUGGGGGUUGCUGUAAGGAUUAAAAAGAACAGUGUCUUGUGCAGAGUAGGCCCCCAGGAAAUGUUGGCUAUCAUGUGACCCCUCAGAGCGAGCCUGCUAGAUUCCAUUCCCAUCCCACAGAACGGCCUUCCUGCGUUUGCCUUCAUCAUUUCACACCCUGGGUUUCUUCUCACACCUGUGCCUACAGCGUUCUCUCCUCAAGCUAAAGAUGCCAGCCGGAGCUUGAGCCAAUCCAGGGGGAGAAACAAUGAGGGAGAUGAGUCAGGGAGCCGCAUGUCCAGGGGCUGAGGAGUUAGCUUCCUGCCAUAAGCUGUGGGAGAGGCAGCUGAUGUCACCUGCACCCAAAUGAAUUCAUUCAACUUGUUAUACGUAUCAGGCCCUGAGUGUUAGUGGGGAAAGAAGAUUGACAUGGGCUCUGCCUUCGUGGCAUUUAGGUUCCACUCGUUCAGCUCCUGGCUCCGCUACUUUCUAUGUGACCUGAGGCAAGUCAUGAAUCUCUCAUGAUUUCGUUUUCUCGUCUGUAUGCUGGAGUUAACAAUUGAACAUAUCCUGAAGGGAAGUUGUUGGGUUUAAAUGAGUUAACAUACGUUAACUGUCAUCACAGUGACUGGUAUAUCGUGAAUGUUUCAGUCUUUGUAUGAGGGGAACUACCAUUUCCCAAUUUGGCUGUGAGGGAUUGCUGCACAUCUGCUUGACUUACAGCAGAAUGACUUUAUUUUGAAAGCCAUUCACUGGUUUAUUAGGAUGUUCUGUGAAUUUCCCCAUCAGGCACUGUGCGGAGGGCCAGGGACGUAGAGGUGAGUAAACCUGAGUCCUGCCCACAAUGGAAUCACCACCUGGUGACAUGGACACAGAUGAAACAAUGUCAGUACUAUGUACUAAGUGCACAUAUAGAAACAAAUGGGUUUUUACAGGCACGCAUAGGAUCUGGGUUAUGGGAGGUGGAGAGGGUGGCUGGGAAGGUGGGAGCAGGGAUGCCUAAGUUGAGAGUUAAAGAGUGAGCAGGAGUUACGUGUGAUGGAAGAGAAUAAGGGUCCCUUAAGCCUUUUCUCCACCUGAGUAUAUCCAUUUACAGUACAGUUUUCUCCAAGCACCUGCUGGAUGGCCUGACCCAGAAGAGACAUUUAGUGGAACCAAGGGGAAAAGACUGAAGGGGUCAGGAGGCUCAAUGCGUCCUUACAAAUUCAAUCCAGGAAUUUGUAAAAGCUCUAAAGGCUUCCUUUGCGGGCAUUAGUAUUAGUUGCUGAUUAAUGUACCCACCUGAUGGAGAAGUUGGGAUUAAAAAACAAUAAUAAUGAUUUUAUCAAA